This is a messenger RNA of Sebastes umbrosus (honeycomb rockfish), 447 nucleotides long. RefSeq names its product olfactory receptor 51E2-like. The transcript is spliced from 2 exons. Gene Ontology annotation, biological process: G protein-coupled receptor signaling pathway. Gene Ontology annotation, molecular function: olfactory receptor activity. NCBI's taxonomy places the organism in Eukaryota, Metazoa, Chordata, Actinopteri, Perciformes, Sebastidae. Gene Ontology annotation, cellular component: membrane. Bases 1 to 447 code for a protein of 148 amino acids. The record is from RefSeq and is a predicted model, not a curated record.
AUGGCAUUUGAUCGAUUCAUUGCUAUUAGCUUUCCCCUUCGGUACCACAGUUAUUUAACAAAUGUUCGCACUUUUGUCCUUAUACAUAUUCUGUGGAUUGUUGCUUCUAGUUUUGUGGCUGUACUUCUUGCAGCUCUGCUUCCUCUCCCUCUUUGCUACUCAAAGCUGAAGUACACUUUCUUUUUUGUGAAAUUAUCCUCAAAUAUUGACAAAAGAAAAAUGGGCACCACUUGCUUGAGUCACUUAAUCGUAGUAAUGGGCUAUUACGGUCCAAUAUUUAUCAGCAGUGUCUUGACCAGGAUAGGCUUGGUAUUAACUCUUGAGGUUCGCCAUGGUUUAAUGGUCGGGUCCAUCCUCGGUCCAUGUCUUUUAAAUCCUUUGGUGUACUGUUUUCAGUCAAAAGAAAUCAAAUGUAAGAUCUUUCAGGUAUUCAAAAGAUCUCGGUAG